AUGACAGAAGUUGUCACAGAGCCCACCCCUCCCAUCCUUCAAGGCCCUUCCGACAAGGAGAAGAAAUAUGAUCGACAACUGCGAUUAUGGGCAGCCUCGGGGCAAGCAGCAUUGGAAAAUGCUAAUUUGCUACUAUUGAAUUCUGGUUCUGGCACAGUUGGUGUUGAGACCUUAAAGAAUUUAGUUCUUCCAGGCAUUGGAAAAUUCACAAUUGCGGAUGAGGCACUUGUGAACGAGGCUGAUCUAGGUGUCAAUUUCUUUCUUGACAAGGACAGCUUGGGAAAAUCAAGGGCAGAACAAUGUGUGAAACUUUUACAAGAACUCAAUCCGGACGUGAAUGGGGACUGGUAUCCGAAGCUCAAGGAUGGCAAAAUAGAUCAAGUCUUCGAAUCAGACCAACAAGAAAAAUAUACAUUAAUAAUAUACUCGUUUCCUAUCGGUCCCAAAAUCCUCGCCCUUGCAGAGAAAUACAGCGCAACCUACAAAGUGCCUCUCGUCAGCAUACACUCGGCAGGGUUUUACUCAUAUUUUAGGACGCAUUUACCAGGAAACUUUCCUAUUGUCGACACUCACCCUGACUCGACUGCCACGACAGACUUACGGCUCUUGAAACCAUGGCCAGAACUUUCGAAUUUUGAAGCAGAUCUGACAAAAAACAUCGACGCACUCAGUGAUCAUGAGCAUGGGCACAUACCUUACCUUGUCUUGCUCCUACACUUUUUAAGGAAGUGGAAAGAAAAGCAUGGAUCCUACCCGUUGUCGUACAAAGAGAAAACGGAAUUUAGGACCACGGUUUCAAAUGGCACAAGAAGAAAUAAUGCCGAGGGUGGAGAGGAGAACUUCGAUGAAGCUGUUGCAGCUGUGCUAAAGAAUAUCUCUAUCCGAGAUUUAAACAGUUCUGUGAAGGAAGUCUUCGAGUAUACACCAACUGAGGAAGAAUCAGAAUCAGAUUUCUGGAUCAUAGCUGAUGCUGUCAAGCGAUUCUAUGAGAAGCAUAAUGAACUCCCACUUCCAGGAUCCGUCCCAGACAUGAAGGCCCAAUCAAAUAUAUAUGUACAACUCCAGAAUAUCUACAAGGCAAAAGCCCGCCAAGAUGUCCAGGAAGUAUUAGAAACUAUUCGUGCACAUCCGCGUGGUAAGGAGAUUAAAGUGGAGGACGUGGAGGUGUUCUGUAAGAAUGCAGCUUUCAUCAAGCUGAUCCGAGGCUCGGAUCCGAUAUCAAAUUUGCAAAAGAUAGCAAAAUCGGAAUCUGAAAAUGAUGAAAACGCCCCUUUUACUAUGAUGCCAUUAUCAAACCUCCCUAUCUACUUAGCUCUUCGCUCAACUUCCCACGUACCGUUAGCUAGUUCGUGUGAAAUUCUAGCCCAGAUUGAUAGAGAAAUUCCGAAUUCCUCUUCCAAUCCGCGUAUCCGAAAAGUCGCUGAAGAAGUAGCACGAGCCAAAGGAGGGGAAUUACACAACAUCUCUUCACUGACAGGGGGAAUGGUAGCACAAGAAAUCAUCAAAAUUAUCACGAAACAAUAUGUACCGAUCGACAACACAUGCAUAUUUGAUGGUAUCACAAGUAGGGCACAAGUAUUGAGGAUCUUUGAGGGAACAAAAACAAUUGUGCCUUGA
This is a messenger RNA of Sclerotinia sclerotiorum 1980 UF-70, 1617 nucleotides long. RefSeq lists its product as hypothetical. NCBI's taxonomy places the organism in Eukaryota, Fungi, Ascomycota, Leotiomycetes, Helotiales, Sclerotiniaceae. Gene Ontology annotation, cellular component: cytoplasm. Gene Ontology annotation, molecular function: NEDD8 activating enzyme activity. The coding region runs from base 1 to 1617 and encodes 538 amino acids. Gene Ontology annotation, biological process: protein neddylation. The transcript is spliced from 5 exons. The record is from RefSeq and is a predicted model, not a curated record.